This is a messenger RNA of Nematostella vectensis (starlet sea anemone), 1272 nucleotides long. Its product is annotated as vesicle-associated membrane protein 7. NCBI's taxonomy places the organism in Eukaryota, Metazoa, Cnidaria, Anthozoa, Actiniaria, Edwardsiidae. Gene Ontology annotation, molecular function: SNAP receptor activity; SNARE binding. The transcript is spliced from 9 exons. Gene Ontology annotation, biological process: vesicle fusion; exocytosis. Gene Ontology annotation, cellular component: SNARE complex; membrane. Bases 119 to 790 code for a protein of 223 amino acids. The record is from RefSeq and is a predicted model, not a curated record.
GGCAUAGACUCUAGUGACCUUAUCGUCGUAAAAGGAAAAUGUAACAAUCAACAAAAACUGUAUGCAGUAAGGAAACAUCAAUAAGUUUGUACUUCUAUACGAAUACACAAAGAUAAUCAUGCCAAUUCUCUACAGUGUGGUGUCAAGAGGGACCACUGUCCUCGCUAAGUUUGCCGCAUGUGCUGGCAACUUUGCUGAAGUAACAGAGCAAAUCCUUAGCAAAAUACCACCUGAUAAUUCCAAGCUAACAUACACUCAAGGAAGUUAUUUGUUCCACUAUAUAUCAGAAGACAGGAUUAUCUACCUGUGUAUCACAGAUGAUGCUUUUGAAAGAUCGCAAGCAUUUCUUUACUUGACAGAAAUUAAAAGAAGGUUUCAGGCAGCCUAUCAUGGAAGGGCGCAAACCGCAUUACCCUUCGCCAUGAACAGCGAGUUCUCAAGAGUGUUGUCUGCAGAGAUGAAACAUUAUUCAGACAGUAGAGAGGAAGGAAGUAGCAUUGCUAAAGUCCAAGUAGAGCUUGAUGAGAUUCGGGGCAUAAUGGUGAAAAAUAUAGAUAGUAUAGCUAGCAGAGGGGAACGCUUGGAGCUCUUAAUAGACAAGGCGGAAGACCUGAAUAGCUCAUCCCUAACAUUCAAGAAGACAAGUCGAGGGUUAGCACGUGCCAUGUGGUGGAAAAACGUGAAAAUCACAUUAAUCCUGAUCGCCAUUUCUAUUGUGGUUAUUUACUUCAUCGUAUCAGCAGCAUGUAACGGCCUAGACUGGGGCGGGUGUGUCAAGAAAAAGGGAUAGUUCCUCCAUUAGUCAUGACCCAUCCUUGACCCCAAACACAAAGCCCCUCCUACUAACUAAUUACACACCCUGGACCCUCCUACUACCAUGAUGCACCCUGGAACCCAGUACAGUAGGGAGAUGCCAUUCAAUCAAUUCAGAAAUAGUUCAGAAACAGGAAUCAGGGACUGUUUGAACUUAGCCAACCAAUUCUCACAUUGUUUCAUAAUCAGCAAAUACUACUGUUACCUAUUUGAAGAUUUUGUGUACUAUGAGUGCAAAUUGGGUUAUCCACGUACAGUGGUUAUAAUUGUCUAAAAAUGGUAUUUUUGUGGGGACAUCUAUAACUCGCUUGUAAUCCCUAUCACUGGAAUGAAAUCAAAUAACACAGAAGGUUGCGACAAAAGUACAAAUUAAUAAAUUAUGUUUUGUAUUCUCUUGAUAACCAUAGUGGGUAAUCCCUCUAUAAAUCUAUUGUUAAAUAAACAAUAAUCAUCUAAAAA